CGCUGCUCCAGAGAACAUCCACCCGAACGGCAGAUAAUCGUCGACAUCUGUAGAUUCCGUCACAAUGGGCGAAGCACUGAUUGAGGGAUCCAACUGGCGCCUCGUUGAGGUCGGCCGUGUUCUGCUGAUCAACGGCGAGCACCCCUACAACGGCCGUCUGGCUGCCAUCGUCGAGAUCAUCGACCACAAGCGAGUUCUCGUUGAGGGCCCUUCCUCAGACCCUAAGCUCAAGGUUCCCCGACAAGCCCUGCACCUCAGCAAGGCUCUUCUCUCCCAGUUCGUCAUCGAGAACCUGCCCCGAGGCUCCCGACACACCGCCUUGACCAAGGCUUGGGAGAAGGCCGAGAUCGACGCCAAGUGGAAGGGCAGCAACUGGGCCAAGAAGCGCGAGCAGAUUGAGCGGAGAAAGGCCCUGACCGACUUCGACCGCUUCAAGGUUCUGCGCCUCAAGAAGCAGCGACGAUUCGAGGAGCGCAAGGCUCUGGCCAAGAUCAAGGCCUCCGCAUAAUUGGGUUGUUCGCUCUGGAGUCACGGAGAGGUUGAUCGGAUGGUAUUAGAAUGAGGGACAUGGGCCCGGGCAGGAAACGCAUUUACAGCAGCAAAAGAUCUGCUGGAUUCAUUUUUGCUCCCGUUCUGGAAGGGCUGUAUGUUGUCACAUAUCAUCGUUUAUGAUGAACGGCGUCAAUACGGAAAUUCAGACAAAAUGAAUUCAAAGCUUAUAGGGAGGAUUCUCAUUGUGGAUCACUGUGAUUUCGUGUAGUCAAAAAAUAUCUAUGAAAUGCAUGUAAAUCAAACACUACGGAAUUCUCCUUUU
Molecule: messenger RNA, 814 nt
Organism: Trichoderma virens Gv29-8
Lineage: Eukaryota; Fungi; Ascomycota; Sordariomycetes; Hypocreales; Hypocreaceae
Exons: 3
Coding region: 65-508 (147 amino acids)
Biological process (GO): translation; ribosomal large subunit biogenesis
Cellular component (GO): ribosome; cytosolic large ribosomal subunit
Molecular function (GO): RNA binding; structural constituent of ribosome
Source: RefSeq, a predicted model, not a curated record